Messenger RNA from Cyanidioschyzon merolae strain 10D, 357 nucleotides. RefSeq names its product histone H2B. The record is from RefSeq and is a predicted model, not a curated record. Gene Ontology annotation, biological process: nucleosome assembly. The transcript has a single exon. The coding region runs from base 1 to 357 and encodes 118 amino acids. Gene Ontology annotation, molecular function: DNA binding; protein heterodimerization activity; structural constituent of chromatin. Lineage: Eukaryota; Rhodophyta; Bangiophyceae; Cyanidiales; Cyanidiaceae. Gene Ontology annotation, cellular component: nucleosome.
AUGGCUAUGAAAGGGAAGACUGUUGCGAAGAAGGUGGCGAAGGCGCCCGCUAGUAUCGACAAGAAGAAGCGCAAGCGCCUCGAGACGUACAGCAUCUACAUCUACAAGGUUCUGAAGCAGGUGCACCCGGACACGGGCAUCAGCUCGAAGGCGAUGUCUAUUAUGAACUCUUUUGUGAACGACCUGUUCGAGCGGAUUGCGUCGGAGGCGAGCAAGCUUGCGCAGUACAAUAAGACGAAGACGCUGACGUCGCGGGAGAUCCAGACUGCAGUGCGCCUGCUGCUGCCGGGCGAGCUUGCGAAGCACGCCGUCUCCGAGGGCACCAAGGCUGUCACCAAAUACACCUCAAGCCAGUAA